Molecule: messenger RNA, 1155 nt
Organism: Emiliania huxleyi CCMP1516
Lineage: Eukaryota; Haptophyta; Isochrysidales; Noelaerhabdaceae
Exons: 3
Coding region: 1-1155 (384 amino acids)
Biological process (GO): amino acid transmembrane transport
Molecular function (GO): amino acid transmembrane transporter activity
Source: RefSeq, a predicted model, not a curated record
AUGCUGGCGCUGCAAUCCUACCUCACGGCCGUUGCCAGCCUCGUCCUCGCCUGCGCCGGCGCCGGUGUCCUAUCUUUCCCGUGGGCGCUCGCGGCGAGCCGCUUGCCCGCGUUCGGAGUGGUUGGCGUGGUCGUGCUCGGCGCAUGCUGUCUGGGCAUGCUCGUUCUCACUGAUCACUCCCUCGCCGACGGCCACGCAUGGUGCUAUGAGCGAAUACUGGAGCAGGCGUUCGGCUGGCGCAGCGCACGCGCCGCAACCGCGGCCAUCGUGCUCCAGCAGCUCGGCUCAUUGGUCGGCUUCCUCGUCGCCAUUGCAGACUUUGGAGGCCCACUCGGCCUCCCCGCGCCGGCGCUGCUCGGCGCACUGGGCGCCCUCGUGCUGUGGCCGCUCUCGCUGCUGCCUUCGCUGCGCUCGCUCUGGCUCCCGAGCGCGCUCUCCAUCGUGGCGGUCUGUGCCGUCUCCGGCGUGGUCGUCGCUCGUGCUGUCAUCGACGACAGCCGAUGCCCGACGGGCGCGCACGGCACGGAGCCUCCACUCGAUCUCCUCGCGUGGCCCUCGAGCCCCGCGCGGCUGCUCGAGUGCGCGCCGCUCCUGAUCUUCGGCUUCAACGCCCACCUGCAGGCGCCGAUCGUCGCGUCUGAGGCGGCCCUCGCCUACCCGGUCCUCUUGCACCCGCUGCUCGUCUCCACGACGCCGCACCACAGCGGCGCCUCUCCACCGACGCUCAGCGGCGCUCCGCCGACGGACGGCGGCGCCGGGGCCGGGCCCUCCAGCGAGCUGCUGUUGCCGCCGGUCGCGCGGCUGCAGCGCACCUCCAUCUGCUGCUGGAGUAUCUGCAUCCGCUGCUGCAGCCCUCGCUGCCCCGCGCGGGCCGCCGCGCUGCGCAGCGGCGCCAUCGUCGCGCUCACCGUCGCGCUCGCCCUCGCGGCCCGCCAUCGGCUGAACGCCGUCUUUGCGGUCCUCGGCGGCUCCGUCGGCGCGGCGCUCGUCUGCUGGUUCCCCGCCGCGCUGCUAGUCGCCGACGCCCGAGGUGGCAUCGCCGCCGGCAGCGCGUGGUACGUCGCCGCGACGCGUGGGCUGUUGGCAGCGGGGCUGGCGGCGCUGGGGGUUGCGGCGCUAGCCGGCACUCUCGUCACCUUGUCACGUCGCAGCUAG